CCUAAACCACCAAAACAUUAUCAGAGAGUUAGAGUAAUGGCUCCUAUCCAAGAGAGCAACGCCACCAAAUUUCAUUUCACACAUCCAAACCACCCUUUGAUUCACCUCUCCAAUGACCAAGAUUACUUCUGCGACGCCUGCAAAACGUUCGGAUCCGACAGUAGAUACCGAUGCCAUUGCUGCGAUUUCGACAUCCAUGAAUUCUGCGCCAAUUGCCCAGCAAAGUUGUCAUCUUUUGGCCUCCACCACCACCUUCUCGCUUUGGACUUCCAAAUCAGAACCCUCGUUGACCGAUACUGUGGCAUCUGCCACGAUCCCGUCCAUGGCCUCGUCUACCGCUGCAAAGACUGCGACUUCGACGCUCACCCACUUUGCACUCAACUUCCUCGAGAGCUUCGUCAUGUGAUCCACGAAAACCAUCCUUUGAACCUCCAAAAGCUUCGCUUUGGGUGCUGUGUUGUUUGUAGAAAGGAUUGUUCGUCUCUUUGGGUUUAUGGAUGUAAUGUUUGUGGACUCUAUAUUCAUCUUGAUUGCCUUUCAGAGCCCAACGAAUCCCUAGUUCCGCUGUCAAGUGCGACCACCUCACGGGGGAUUUCAUUUGCAUCGCCGCUGCCGUCGCCGCUGCCGUCGCCGCUGUCUCUAAUUCCUUAUGGUUUCACCCUGGCUUACACCAUUUAUCCCAGUUACCGUUUUGGAUACCAUCAUGAAUAUCUUUACAAUAAUAUUUAUGUGAAUAAUCAUGAUGAGGAAAGCUUUUACGGAUAUGCGGUGCCACAGACGCCGGCGCCGCCUCGAGGGAGAAAGCUUAGAAAGUCAAUAUUUUCUCUGGUGAGUAGAAGGGGUAUGGAUGUAGUGAGUAGUUCCAUUUUUGGAUAACGACGCCAGCUUCAAGUUUUUAGAUAUAUA
Cucumis melo (muskmelon) is the source of this 906-nucleotide messenger RNA. RefSeq lists its product as uncharacterized. The coding region runs from base 37 to 876 and encodes 279 amino acids. NCBI's taxonomy places the organism in Eukaryota, Viridiplantae, Streptophyta, Magnoliopsida, Cucurbitales, Cucurbitaceae. The transcript has a single exon. The record is from RefSeq and is a predicted model, not a curated record.